Molecule: messenger RNA, 2734 nt
Organism: Arabidopsis lyrata subsp. lyrata
Lineage: Eukaryota; Viridiplantae; Streptophyta; Magnoliopsida; Brassicales; Brassicaceae
Product: serine/threonine-protein kinase B-raf
Exons: 17
Coding region: 333-2606 (757 amino acids)
Biological process (GO): protein phosphorylation
Molecular function (GO): ATP binding; protein kinase activity
Source: RefSeq, a predicted model, not a curated record
AUCUCGCACGUGACUUGCUUCUCCACUUCUCUUUGGCUCCACUUUCCGACUGUGUUUUUUUAGCUUCUUCCGCCAUCAAAAUCAAAACCUCCAAAAAAUUCAAUUUUUCUCAUGAAUCUCUGUUGCAAAUAUCUAUGCAUAUACGUACACAUACUCUAUGUGUGUGUACGUAUGGCUUUUUGUUGCUUGAUCAUGGCUAUCUUCAAUUCUCUCUUUUGUCUUUAUCCUGUUUCGCAGUACGAUUUAAGCAUAUUGAUUGUUGGAAUUUGGAGUUGGGAGGUCGUUGAGCUUCUCUCUCUGAAUUUGGAACUUUUGCAACCGAGGAAUUGGAAAUGGGAGCUAACUGUUGCAAAUGUUGCCAAGGAUCAGUUGAAUCGGUUCACAAUUCCACCGCCUUGACGUUAGCUGACAUAGAGGUCCAAGCUACUGCUGACCUAGAGGUCCAAGCUACUGACCUUAGGGAGGUGACUGUGGAAGAGACAAGAGAUGUUGCUGGACCAUCAGAACCAAAUCCACCAAGUCCUACCUUGAGGCCUUCACAAGUUGAGGAGAUAUCCAAGUCUGUAUGUGUGGGAGAAACCUCUAAUACUAAAGAAUCACCCAAAAAUCUUGUUCAAGAUCGGCUGUCAAGUUAUGAAGCAUCGAAUAUUCUUUGGAGUACUGGGUUCUUUUCUGACCCAAUCCCUAGUGGUUUUUACUCUGUGAUCCCGGUUGAUAGAUUGCAGCUUUUUAAAAGCAUUCCUACAAUGGAAGUAAUUAAUGCGCUGGGGAAAGAACGUUUUAAGGCUGAUGCGAUUUGUGUAGAUCUUAAGAACGAUAUACAGCUUGUUAUGAUAAUGGAGUUUUUCAUCAAAUCUGUCAAAGGAAAGGACUCAAAGGAAGUUAUCAAGAAAACUGCUGUAAUGGUGGCAGAUGUAUAUAGAAUAAAAACUCCUCUGCAGAGUCCGGCAAGAACAGUGCGAUCAUUUCAAAUUCAUGGAUUUCCACUGCUAGGAAAAAUCAAACAUGGUUCUUGUCGUGCUAGAGCAAUCCUCUUUAAAGUUCUAGCUGAUGCUGUUGGUCUUGAAAGUAAGCUUGUAGUGGGUUUCCCUAGUGAUCUGAGAUCUUCUGCUAGUGUCGACUCAUGUAAUCAUAUGUCUGUUGUGGUUGAGCACAAUAAUGUGGAAAUGCUGGUCGACCUUAAGCGAUGUCCUGGUCAGCUUACACCCUUCUCACCCAAGGCAGUUUAUAUGGCUCAUAUCUCAACGGCAUGGCAGACUGAUUUUGUAGACAAUGACUCUUGUGUUUCACCAUUGGAGCCAAACAGUCCCAUGGAACGGUCUUGUCCACCAUCUGUAUUACAAUCCGGUUUAAGUCGUUCACUAAGCGCGCCAAACAUAGCUACUGAAUUUUUUUGGAGAAAGGUCAUCAAGGAACAGCCACCUGCUGAUUUCAGCUGUAACUCAGAUGGAGGAGCGGAAUCAGAAAGUAAGAGAAUAAGGAGAAGGCGUAUGAAGACUCCUGAUCUCAACGCUGACGUUUCCAGGGCAGUAGAGCUAAUGAUGCAGAGAGACUUCUUGAAAGAGCGAGGUGAUGAUGAUUCAUCUCCUUGCUCUCCAGAUGAUGUGUCUAGUUUCCAGCUUGAUUCCCAUGACCAAGUGUCUGGUGAAAGGUCAACACUAAAUCGGCAGAAGGCAAUAUCAUUUCCAUCAUCUCCCCGAAGCUAUCAAAUCCAACCAUCUGAAAGGAGUGAACCUUCACGUAAAAAAAUAAGCCAAAUUUGGAAUGAAGUGCUGGAAUCUCCAAUGUUCCAGAAUAAUCCUUUGUUACCAUAUGAACAAUGGAACAUAAAUUUCUCCGAUUUGACAGUUGGGGCUUUUGUUGGGAGUGGAUCUUCUGGAGUAGUAUGUCGUGGCAUCUGGAAUAAAACAGAAGUUGCGAUCAAGAUGCUUUUUGGACAACAGCUUACAGCUGAGAACAUGAAAGAUUUCUGCAAUGAGAUAUCUAUUCUUAGCCGUCUUCGACAUCCCAAUGUUAUUCUGUUCCUUGGAGCAUGCACAAAGCCUCCUCAGUUAUCAAUGAUCACAGAGUAUAUGAAUAGGGGGUCCUUGUAUGAUAUCCUCCGUACCAGAAAAAAGGGGUUAAGCUGGGAAAGGAAACUAAAGAUUCUGAGUGACAUUUGCAGAGGUUUGAUGGGCAUUCACCAGAUGGGGAUAGUCCACCGUGAUCUAAAGAGUGCAAACUGCCUGUUAAACAAGGGGAUAGUCAAGAUCUGUGAUUUUGGGCUCUCGAGAAUGAAGAAUGGCACGACAGUGGAAGAUACUGAAGCUGCAGGAACUCCUGAGUGGAUGGCUCCUGAACUUAUCCGCAAUGAACCAGUCACAGAAAAAUGUGACAUCUUUAGCUUUGGUGUUAUAAUGUGGGAGCUUUGCACUCUAUCCCAGCCCUGGAAAGGAGUCCCAAAAGAAAAAGUCAUUCAUAUCGUUGCAAAUGAAGGAGCCCGGCUCACAUUACCUGAAGGACCACUACGCCAGCUUAUUGCAGAUUGUUGGUUGGAACCAGAGCAAAGGCCGAGCUGUAAAGAGAUAAUGCACCGUCUAAAGACCUGCAAGUUUCCGAUUUGCUGAUUCUGUGAGUUGUUUGUUCUUUCUGUGUGAGGCAUUAGUUGUUAAAAACUUAUUGAGUUUGUUCUCCAGAUCUCUCCGGCUUCUUCAUUGAGUUUAUCAUUAAUAAAAAUCGCUUUUUGUUUUAAGAU